Molecule: messenger RNA, 3836 nt
Organism: Protopterus annectens (West African lungfish)
Lineage: Eukaryota; Metazoa; Chordata; Ceratodontiformes; Protopteridae
Gene: PPP1R16B
Product: protein phosphatase 1 regulatory subunit 16B
Exons: 10
Coding region: 107-1825 (572 amino acids)
Biological process (GO): establishment of endothelial barrier; regulation of sprouting angiogenesis
Cellular component (GO): cytoplasm
Molecular function (GO): phosphatase regulator activity; protein binding; enzyme inhibitor activity
Source: RefSeq, a predicted model, not a curated record
UGUCAGCUGCUGUGGCUGUGGAUAUGGGCCUGAAUCCUUCUCGACUGUAACCCUCAUUUGCCAGGGGAAAUCACUGGUCUGGUUGGUUGUUAGCUGCUGGCAGUGCAUGGCCAAUCACGUAGAUCUCCUGGCUGAGCUUCAGCUCCUUGAGAAGGUGCCAACAGUGGAGCGAUUACGGGCUGCACAGAAACGCAGGGCUCAGCAGCUGAAAAAAUGGGCCCAAUACGAGAAGGAGAUGCAAAGCAAAAAGAGGAGAAAUGACAAAAAGAAAAAUACCUCAAGUCAAAAACGGGUCUCUUUUGCUGCAAAUAUCACUCUUUUGGAAGCAUCUGCAAGAGGUGAUAUAGAAGAAGUGCGUUUUUUACUGAGGAAUAAAAUAAAUCCAGACCUUUGCAAUGAAGAUGGUCUAACUGCUGUGCACCAGUGCUGUAUCGACAAUUACAUCAGUAUUGCCAAGCUUCUCCUGAACAAUGGGGCAAAUGUGAACGCUAAAGAUAAUGAACUGUGGACACCACUUCAUGCAGCAGCCACGUGUGGACACCAGAACAUGGUCAGGAUACUCAUUCAGCAUGGGGCCGACUUGCUGGCUGUGAAUGCCGAUGGAAACAUGCCAUAUGAUCUAUGUGAUGAUGACCCAACACUAGACAUAAUUGAGACAGAAAUGGCCAACAGAGGGGUGACACAAGACAAAAUAAAUGAAAUGCGAGCAGCAACGGAACAGCAAAUGAUAGCUGAUAUGGGAAUCCUGAUGGAGACCAAACACGACUUAAAUGUGAUAGAUGCCCAGGGAGCUACACUGUUACAUAUAGCUGCAGCAAACGGUUACACUCAAGCAGCAGAACUGCUUUUGGAGCAUGGAAUCAGGGUGGAUUCUAAGGACUGCGAUGGCUGGGAGCCCCUACAUGCAGCUACUUGCUGGGGACAGAUGCAGGUUGCAGAACUGCUUGUGUCUCACGGUGCCAGUCUGACAGCGAAAACCCACCUUGAUGAAACUCCAAUCGACCUCUGCGAAGAUGAGGAGAUGAAGACUAUACUAGUGGAUCUAAAGCAUAAACAUGACACCAUUAUGAGGUCACAGCUAAAGCACAAGUCUUCCUUGAAUAGGCGGACAUCAAGUGCAGGAAGCAGAGGGAAGGUGGUGAGGAGGGCAAGUCUUUGUGACAGAACCAACAUGUACAAGAAGGAGCAUGAAAAGGAGGCGAUUGUCUGGCAACAGCUCGCGAAGGAAGAUGAGACAGAGGCGCAGAGCAGCGAUGGAGAGGAGAAGGAGAGCAACUCGGAUCAGGAAAACAAGGACCCAAACAGAGACACAACAACAGAGAAAAAUGGACACCAAUUAUUUGCAGCUGAAUCAAUGGGAAACAACAAAGACAAUAUAUCAGAUGCAUGUAGGGAUGUACCAAAAACAUUAAUGAACACUACCAAUCACACAGCAGCCAAUGGUGACAUCCUAAAGUCCCGCACCUCCCCAAACAGUAACCUGCAGAUUACGGUUAGUCCAACCAUCCAGGAUGUGAAACAUCAGUGGAGCAACUGCCAGGACAGGUCCCACCAAACCCUCUCAGAACUGAAGAAACAGAGGGCAGCAGCCAAAUUAAUGAACUACCCACUGCUGAGUGCACAGCUUAGUAACGGUAUUGGACAUCUUCCAGAAAGCAGCAGUGAGUCUAAGACCCAACACAGUUAUCUGAGUACUUUGCCACAUACUUCCAAUGGCACCCCAAUUUGUUAUACAGAAACGAGUGGGGACCCACCCAUUUUGAAGCUUAAAGCCCCCAUAGAUGAACCUGAAGAGAAAGUUCUAGGGUGCUGCAGAAUAUCAUAGAUGACACUCUUAUGUUUUUAUUUAAUUAACCUUCAAUGUCAUGUCUUGUUUUGUAGUUGUUGAUACACAAGACCCAAUGUAUGACUGAGACAAUCGCACUUUAUACCACUUUCUGCUUAAAGACAAUCCUUCUGCUGCCAUGACAUCUGAAAACAAUGAUCUGACAAUGGAGAUGCUACUGAAAUAGUUCUGCUUGUUGAAUAAGCCAUCUUGCAGGGGCCAUUUCUGUGAUGACAGGAGUUCCGAGCAGCGCAGUAAGGAAAAUGACUUGGGGCACUUUUUGCAAAGAAUUGGUAAUAACAAAAAAAAGACUGUUGCCAGUUCUGCUUUUAGUAUUAAAGGACAUUUUAAAAAAGGAAAUAUAUUUGUAUUUAAGAGAGUUAUUUUUUACAGGUAUUAACUGAUAUUUAUCAAAUGCACCAAAUGCCAUCAAUGAGCAGUUUCAUUGCUUACCAUCCCUAUGUCACUUUUAAGUUAUGUCAUGUAUCUGAACCAGAAUGAGAUAAUGGCUCCCCUUAAAUCUUUUGUUCCUUGCUAUAUAACAACUUAUAAUGAAAACAUUGUGUUAACUAGGAUUUCAGGUGACUGUAAGCGUAUUUAAAACAACAGGACCAUUACUAUUUCUUUUUAGGGCAGGAUUUAUUGCAUAUACUAUGAAGUGUAGUAUUCUUGUGUUUGAUUUGACUUUACAUAUGUAGAUGACAUAGUAUUUGAAUGAACUUGGCAAGUUAUAAAACAUGGAAUGUAAGAUGUACUGUGAGUUAACCAGCUCUGUAGUAUAUGGAGUAAAGCCUUUACUAUGAUGUCCUGCCUUCAAUUAAUGACCCAGACACUCUAGAGUCAGUGUGAGGGGUAAGAAGAGUAAUAAAUCAACACUUGUUCCUCUGAAAGAGUCGGAAGUAUGUCCCCAAAGUGUGUAAUCCAUGCUUGUAACAGGACUGGAAAAAUAUAUAUGUAUGUACGUAUAUGGUGUGUGUGUAAACACACACAUGCAUUUUAUGUGCAUGUGGUAAAUACAUUUCAUCAACUGCCCAGUAAACUGAUUAUAAUUAAAAGAUGCUGUCACAAACAAUCAUAUGCACAACACAUUGGAAGGCAACAGCUGUAAUAUUAGUUAAGAGUGUAGUGUGGUAUAGUGAUUUAGUAGGAUUAGGAGGUGAGAAUGGGGGAGUGGGGUGCACAGUCCUACAACUGUGAGUGGCUUUGGCAUCUGUAUGUAUGUAUGCUGCAUAUUAUGGUGAUCAUGUGUUAGAGUUCCUUUGUUACAGUUUAAGUCCAGUGCUGAGAGUAGUGAUCAGUAAGGUUUGAUAGGAUAUGAGCCAAUCACUUGUGCAUGGAAUCAAAUGCUAUAUGUCACAUCAGUAUCAGUAAGAAAGAAAUGCUAUAAGUGGUGUACUGAGCAGCACUAAACCUUAAUCUCAUAAACCAGUAGAUAGUUAUCUCUAAUGUACAACCAUGUAGAAGACCUCUGAUCUCCGUUACGUUUGGACUUUAAUCAUUGUGUGCUUACUUACAACGUUUUGAACAUCUGUAAUAAGAAACAAAGAACAUAACAAUGAAUGUAGCUGGAAAGCUAUGUUUUGCAAUAGAUCCUGCCCUUGUAUGUCUGUUUAAGUAUUGCUUCUAGUAACAGUGCACCAAGGUAUAAGGUCACAUGCAUGAAAUAGUAGGUAGUAUGGUGGUGUUAACAGGAUGGUCACCUGCAAGCAACAUUUACCAUACUAAAACGUAUAAAACAUUCAUCAUUGUUGUACCUGGAGUGGGACCAGCACAUGUAGUGUUAGAAAUAUUUAGCACAAUGUUUUGCAGAAUACUCUGCAGUGCAAAUAUCAUGAUUUAAUCUGUUUUUGCAACAAUAGACUUAAGAUUUAUCAUGCUAUAUCAUUGCCUUGUGUUAUUGUAAAAUCUCUGCUUAAAAAUGGACAUGUUUAGGUUGGAACCAUGAAAAAUCUGGAAGAUCAGAGAGUGAAUCAAUAAAUAAACUGGUCCAUGGUGACAAUCUUUUUAAAUA